This is a messenger RNA of Porites evermanni, 4008 nucleotides long. The record is from the annotation of a GenBank genome assembly. Lineage: Eukaryota; Metazoa; Cnidaria; Anthozoa; Scleractinia; Poritidae.
AUGUACACUCUUCAUUCGGCCAAGGCUGUUUUACUUAUGCUUCUCCAUGCUGUGCUGAGUUUUGGUGAACGCAGUCCCAAGGCUGUUAUCCUCCAUAAGUGUACCAAAUCAGCCCCAUGCAGUUAUACAUACGAGCAAGUCUACAACAGCUUAGCAAAGUCUGAAAACAGUUUUAAUAUUUCAUCUGCCCUGUAUCCUGGAAGGUCAAAGCCAUCAUCAGUCCGUGUGUUCGUCAAUGUGUAUGGUCCCAAUAAAACAAAGGAAUCGAUACCAGCUAAAUACACAUGGAGUAUGUCUUGCUUUUAUUCUGCGGUCCCUGCUUUUGCCCUGGAAGUUUUGUCACUGGGUUCCAUCCUUGUUAAACGUCGUACUCAAGAACUCAAUUUACAAAUUCCACUAUUUUGUUGCAACAUCUCUGACAACGAGGAACAAAGGAAACAACAAAUUGGAAGCCGUCUGAUAAGAGUGCUUGCUGAAGUAAGUUUAAUAUAUAUUCACUGUGAUAUCUUUUGUACAUGUACAUGUAGCUAUCAAGUUCCUAUCAGUUCUCUCUAAUAUUCCUCUGCUUGGGUGCAGAUGUCUGCUACAUGUAUUUCAGCCUAAAGGAGAAUUUAAUAAGUGCACUCUGAAAAUGUAGAAACAAGAACCUUUUGCAUGUUUGAUUCCCUGGAAAAUUAAUAUAAGCUGUGUCUAAUUUUUUUCUGUUAUAAUAUGUUCUGGUUUGUUUCUAACUCAGUUGCUGAAACAAAACUGGUGAUUUUUGUUGUUCAUCAGAAUUCAAAACACUAAGUUGCAGGUUAUUCCGUUGUGCACAAAAUAGCCUGCGAGACAGGCAUUCGAAAGGGAAGGAGAUGGGCUUUGGGCGCAAGACCUCGCGCGAGGGAGAAGGGAGGAGGGGAACGCCUGCAAGGAAGCCAUUUUCUUUGCCAUUCCGCCUACUAAUUAUGUAUUCAAAAAUAGUGCAACUGCGAAUGUCUAGCUGUAAAUACGUCUGGCAGCGAUGCAAAUAUUCUAGUCGUAUUUCUCGCGCUGUUUUUCUUUUGUUUUCCUAAAAUAAAAAAGGCUUAGUGAAGGUACUAUUUAAAAAAUUUCAAUUGCCGUCGUCCAUUGAAGGAAGAAGUUGCAACGAAGCGUGCCGAGUUAUAUAAAAUCCAGCAUAAAUCUAUUCAAGCCGUUGCUGAAGGAAUCGGGCUAGAAAACUAUUAAGAAAUGUAAUGGCUCUUCGCAACUUGAAUGCAAUGUUUGUCUGUGAAAAAUUAAAACACUUUGCUAACUCUUUGAAUUUCUACUGGGAUGAAUUGGAUCCAGCGGAGCAUACAAAAGAACGCUUGUAGUGGGGAAAGAAGAGCUGAACUUCAAAGAUCUGCAAAAAGGCUGCAAUUAAAUAUUAAAGGAGGUUCCUGGUGGUUUUUUAAAAAUUGAUGCCUUCAGUUUCUAAUUGUAAUGAUAAAUUCCCGUACUGAAAUAUGUUCACGCUUCACUCGCCAUAACAACAUAUUGAAAGAUCGAUUAAGUUACUCAAAUAGCGUGAUGUUGAUUUCAACCAAUCAGAUUAAGGCAUUAAGGUUGUGAUUGAAAUUCGUUUUGAAGCCUAGCCAAUCAGGAUUUUAACAUUCAGCUGGUGAAUGUUAUAACGUAAAAGACAAUUUAUAGUGUCUUUGAAGGCUUUCCCUUUCCUCCUUCCUCGCGCGCCCCUCGCGCUCCUCUCACGCCCAAAAGUCCCUUCCCUUCCCUUCUGAACACCUGCCACGUAGGCUGUGCACAGAAUGAUCUUUUAAUUUGAGUUCUAAAGUGUCAGCCUAGGAUUGUUACUAUACAUACCAGCGCAGUCAAUCAAUAGAAAUCGGUGAUUUACUUACUGAUGACAGAAAUUGGUUAAAACUGAUAAAGAACUUUGGUGUGUCAAAUCGAUAUUGAUUUUUCAUGAUUUUGUCGAUUUAUAAUGCAAAUCCAGCUGACAUUGCUAUUUGUUGGUGUGAAGUAAAUAACACAGCUGGGAAUACAAGCAAGAAAUCAACACCGCAGUGCUAGUUUACGGUUGAAAAGAACUGAAACAAAUUCCCACAUCCAUGAAAAAAUAAUAAUAAUAAUAAAAAUGAUCUAUUAGCUAAAAGCGAGAAAUGUGGAAACUCUGAGACACACAAGUAUCGCUUAAGAACCCUGUGUUUACACAUUGACUGGAAGAAUAAACAGGACAUUGUGAACAAAUCGUGAAUUCGUGAAGUCCCGAGGGCGCUCAAGGGAAACUUGUGUGGAGGUGUUCCAUCGAGGACUUCAAACCCUGACCCUGUUUUUUAGACAAAAACCAUUCCGAUUCAAGACGAGACCUUAUUUCUUGCCCUGAUUCAUUUGGCUUCGCAAACAGGAUUAUUUUUAAAAAAGUAAUUUUUAAACAACCAUGAAGUUAGAUUUUUGUACAAAAAAUUGUUGGCGCUACAAAUUAAUUUAGAGCCCGACUCAUCGCAAGCCUUCACACUCUUUUUAGCUCCCAGUUAAAAAAAAAAACAGAUACCCUGUUCACAAUAUGUAAAUAGUUAAAUCUUAUUCCCCUUUUGAAGACUUGAGACCCUGAGGGUUUGAACCUUCCCUCACCCCUCUGAAGAUUACAGUUUAAUAUCAUACUAAGGCCCCGUUUAUAUGAGGAGAAAAGUUGUCCUACGUAAAAUCGUCAUCCGCCUACCCGAGCCUCUCUGGGUGAGCCAACACAUUAUAUACUUUUCAUACAUUCCUUACAAAACGUGGCGAACCGUUUACUUGAGAAAAAAAUGGCUGGGCUAGAAUGGUAUAAAAAUUGCUUUGAAAACACUGCAUAUUGCAGCUGAAAAUAAGUUCCUGCGUUUAUCAAUAACAAGCGAACUCUGAAAUUCAGCAAUGAACCUUGAAACACAGAAACUAACAAAACGGAUUUAAAGUCUACCAGUCAGAAAUCACACCGCGGAAGUAGGCUUGUUUCCUAAGAGGUACACAAGGAUGAUUGACAGUAGCGAAGAAGGCAAACCCCUCAACCGUUAGUUGGCUUUUGAACUUCAGAUUUCGCGUGCUGUUGAAUAAAUAUUGAAUUCAUUUGAAUAAAACGUUAGGUUUGUUGAGUGUCAUUAUUAUCUUACUGCUCCACAGUUACAAGACCUUGCGGAUAGUCCAGGGAUUCGAAAUCCAAAUUUAAACACAGCUAGAUGUGUUAUUCAAGGCCACAAACUUAAUCUGUCGGCCACUGAACGUGCUCCUUUUAUCAGGACAAUCCUAUGGUGUUCUCUUGGUUUUGUUGUCCUAAGUAGCAUGCUGUUAGUUCGUUUUAUCCUGGAAGUGCAAAGAAAAGCUUGGCCAGGCACAAACGUUCAUGAAAGACAUAGCCGAAAAGAGAAAUCGAUGGCAAAGGCUGUAUGUAUUUCAGCUUUUUUCCUUUUCCUACUAGGUAGCGUAACAUUAGGUUAUGUUCUUGUGAAAUCAAUUAUUUGUGUUGCAAAUAGUGAAGCAUCCUUUGACAUCCCAGUUAUUCUUGGAUCAGUAUUUCUUUACAGUUUCUUAUUUUUCGGUAUCUGGAAAAAGAUCUUUCCUAAAAGUUAUGUAAGAUAUUAUUCGUGUAUUUUCUUUAUUUGUGUAAAUGCGACUAGUUAUCAUUUUUGCUGGAUCAUGAUCGGCAUGAUGAUUCACCCAGUGUGGGCUUUGACUGUUGCUCUUGUGAUCUGCUGUUUCUUUGCAUCUCUGACAUAUGCCAUUUACCUUUAUUUGUACAAGGCUAACCCUAGUGACGGAAGUUGCAUUGACAUACAGUGCCUCGUGUCUUGUACAUCUGGUUUUCUGGCUGUCUUGCCCCUCAUUGUUAUAGUUGUUUUUGCAGGCCAGUCAUAUGAUGGCAAAGAAACAGCAGAUGAUGUAUUGAAAACCAUUAUGUUGUAUUUUAUUGGUGCCUUUAUCUCCUUUAUCACCCUGAAGACGCACAUUCUAACGGUGGAAAAAAUUCGACCUGACACUCCCUCACCUGCAGGGAAUUCAUCUGCACAGAGUCAA